This is a messenger RNA of Haliotis rubra (blacklip abalone), 4812 nucleotides long. RefSeq lists its product as uncharacterized. Gene Ontology annotation, molecular function: zinc ion binding; protein binding. The coding region runs from base 208 to 3738 and encodes 1176 amino acids. The record is from RefSeq and is a predicted model, not a curated record. The transcript has 8 exons. Lineage: Eukaryota; Metazoa; Mollusca; Gastropoda; Lepetellida; Haliotidae.
CGAGUUCAACCGAUUGUGACAAACCAUGCUCGAGGACACAGCCAGCGGAAAGGUAUCUGAACUUCCUGUGAACAUACCAACAUCGCGUGCGUGUUUCACAGUUAGUCAACAAAGGCCGAUAAGCACCCAGCCGAGAGAACAUUUACGGAAAAGGGCGAGUUCAACCGAUUGUGACAAACCACACCCGAACACACAGCCAGCGGAAAGAUGGCGACCGCCGGGCUAGAGAAGAAAGUAAAGGAUAAUUUCCUGACGUGCUCCAUCUGCUUCGAGAUGUACACAGACCCGUGUACACUGAAGUGUGAUCACACAUUCUGCAGGAAAUGUGUCACCUCAUACAUCCAAACCAGACCUGAUGCUGUACAGUCCAAGACCAUCCCCUGUCCCUGCUGUCGACAAGACACCAAAGUCCCCUACCCAAGCAGUCCGGUGGAGGAGUGGGCGGGGCAGAUCAAACCCAGCAUCAUUAUACAGGGGCUGAUUGACGCCUAUAGGUCCGAGGUGGCUGUGCCAGGGACCUCAAGCACCUGUUGUAUGAUCUGUCAGCAACUAGGGGAAACAACUCCAGGGGUCUUGUGGUGUCCUGAGUGUGAAGUGGUCCUCUGCGACAAAUGUGUGAAGAUACACCGGGUGACCCCUAUUUCACUGAACCAUGACCUAUGUGAUCUGUCGUCUAAGUCAAAGGUUAAACGGAGGAUCAAGUGCACGGAACACAAGAGUAACCAUGUAGAGUUCCACUGUCAAGACUGUGGGAAGGCUGCCUGUCAGACAUGUUGUAUCAUCUACCAUAGAGCUUGUAAGACUGUCGUCACCAUUGAGUCUAUGAAGCCAGGGAUGAAGGCAGCACUGAUGGAGAAGAGACUUGGCAUGGAGAAGAGACUGAAAGUGAGGUCGAAGAAAGUAGACAUACGAAACGAGAAGCUCCAAAGUAAUUCUAGAAUCACAGAGUCAGCUGUUCAAAAUAUUAGAUUGAUCUGCCAGACAGCCAUUAACAAGAUUAAACAGAAAGAAACACAACUCUUGGAUGAACUGAAUAACAUAUCACAGACAUACGCCGACCAACUCCAAGCUGAUGUGAAGCUGGAAGAGAUCGAGAUGCAGAUGUACAGACAACAUUGUGAGUUCAUUGACCAGGCCUUGUUAUCGGACUGUGAGAUGGACCUGUAUGACGCGUAUCAUGCCUGGGAGUCUGGAGCUGUAGAGAUGGAGGAUGUCAGGGAUACAGAGGCAGCAGACAUCCGGAGAAUAGAUGACAUCAGGUUUACACCUGACACUGACAACGUCCUGAAGGUCUUAGAUAACCUGCAGUUGGGGGAGAUUGACGUCACAUACCAGCAUCAGGAGCAAUGUCUGCCAUCUCCAGUGCUGGUUGACAGGAUAGAUGGGAGGGUGGCGGGUGAUGAGGAGGAUCCUUACCUACAAGACGUGACAGUUCUGGUUGUAGAUGGUGUACAGGCAUGUGUUGUUACGGACUAUAAUAACAACUGUGUGAAAUCUUUCUUCACAAGAAAGAAUCAUUCAUGCCAUAGUAAGCUUCCCCUGGAAACGUCUCCUAAAGGGAUGACACAGUCGAAUGAGAAGCAGGUGAUGUUUGCUGUCCCUGAAUCCCUUCAGAUUUUAAGAAUAGAAGUGACCCCUGACCUGGUGCUGCUCUCAGCCAUCACAACACGUUCCGGAUACUACAGUCUGGCUAUUCUGAAUCCUUCCUGUCUAGCAGCAGGUACUUGGGACUGUGUGGAUAUCCUGGACAUUGCUGGACACGUGUUGAGGUCAAUCACUACAUACAAUGGCGACUCACUGUUUUCCGACCCCUGGUUCAUGUGUGUCAACAACAAGGGCAACCUACUCGUGUCUGACUGGGGGAAGAAGUCUGUGACAUGUCUGACGUCAGAGGGAGAUGUUGUGUGGAUAUACGCCCCUACUGGAGACAGAACACACACCAUCCCUCGUGGUAUCACAACUACCAGCACAGGAGACAUCCUGCUUGUAGACAGUGACAUGUACAAAGUGAUACAGUUGACAGAGGCGGGGGAGUUUGCCAGGGAACUGCUCACAUUAGAAGAUGGCUACACCAAGGUCCCCCACCCCAGCAGGCCGGUGGAGGAGUGGGCGGGGCAGAUCAAAGCCAGCAUUGUGAUACAGGGGCUGAUUGACACAUAUUGGUUCGAGGAAGAUGUGCAAGGUAAAAGACCUCGAGCCUGUUGUACGAUCUGUCAGCAACUAGGGGAGACAACUCCAGCGGCCUUGUGGUGUCCUGAGUGUCAAGUGGUCCUCUGUGACAAAUGUGUGAAGAUACACCGGGUGACACCCAAUUCACUAAACCAUGACCUGUGUGAUCUGUCGUCUAGGUCAAAGGUCAAACGGAGGAUCAAGUGUACGGAACACAAGAGUAACCGUGUCGAGUUCCACUGUCAAGACUGUGGGAAGGCUGCCUGUCAGACAUGCUGUAUCAUCUACCACAGAGCUUGUAAGGCUGUCGUCACCAUUGAGUCUAUGAAGCCAGGGCUGAAAGCAGCACUGAUGGAGAGGAGACUUGGCAUGGAGAAGAGACUGACAGUGAGGUCGAAGAAAGUAGACAUAAGAAACGAGAAACUCCAAAGUAAUUCAAGAAUCACAGAGUCAGCUGUUCAAAAUAUUAGGUUGAUCUGCCAGACAGCGAUUAACAAGAUUAAACAGAAAGAAACACAACUCUUGGAUGAACUGAAUAACAUAUCACAGACAUACGCCGGCCAACUCCAAGCUGAUGUGAAGCUGGAAGAGAUCGAGAUGCAGAUGUACAGACAACAUUGUGAGUUCAUUGACCAGGCCUUGGUAUCGGACUGUGAGAUGGACCUGUAUGACGCGUAUCAGGCCUGGGAGUCUGGAGCUGUAGAGAUGGAGGAUAUAACCUGCAGUUUGGGGACAUCGACGUCACAUACCAGGGACACAUGUCUGUCAACUCCUGUGCUGGUUGACACGAGAGAUGGGAGGGUGGUGGAUGAUGAGAAGCCUAAUCUAUGUGAUAUGAUAGUCCUGGUUGUAGAUGGUGUACAAACAUGUGUUGUUACGGACUUUAAGAACAUGUGUGUGAAAUCUUUCUUCACAAGAAAUAAUCAUUCAUGCCACAGUAAACUUCCCCUGGAUAACACUCCAAACGGGAUAACACAGUUGAAUGAGAAGCAGGUGAUGGUUGCUGUCCCUUUAUCCCGUCAGAUUGUAACGGUAGACGUGAUCCCUGACCUGGUGCUGCUCUCUACUAUCAAAACACGUGCCGAAUACUACAGUCUGGCUGUUCUGAAUCCUUCCUGUCUUGCAGCAAGUAGUAACGACUGUGUUGAUAUCCUGGACAUGUCCGGACACGUGUUGAAGUCAAUCACUACACACAAUGAUGACUCACUGUUUGCCCGCCCCUGGUACAUGUGUGUCAACAACAAGGGCAACCUACUUGUGUCUGACUGUGAGAAGAGGUCUGUGACAUGUCUGACGUCAGAGGGGGAUGUUUUAUGGAGAUACAACCGUACCGGAGACAAGGCACUCGGCCAACCUUUUGGUAUCACAACUACCAGCACAGGAGACAUCCUGUUUGUAGAAUGGAACACAGACAAGGUGAUACAGCUGACAGAGUCGGGAGAGUUUGUCAGGGAGCUGCUCACGUUAGAAGAUGGCGAUCAGACAGGCAUGCGCGAUAUAUUCUGUGAUAAAUACGGUUUCUUAUUUCUAUGCACAGACACGGAAGUGAAAGAGUACAUGUUUGUCUGACAUAAAACAAAAGAAUGAAAGUCAGUGCAGAGCUGUGGUUUAUGACAUUCUGUGCAUGGUGUUCGUCUGGAAUGGCUUGUGUCUUCACCAAAACGUAUGGGCAUAGCUUUGUCAGUGAAUUGCAGACAUGCAAUAUUCAAAUAGGUCAUUUCCAGCAAGAAGUGAAAUAGUCCACAUGAUCACCAGGUGAAACAUGUAACAGGUGCAAAAUACUGUAUUUAUUUUGGUAUUGUCUUGGUGUUUGGCUUUAAUUAUGAGCUUUAAAAUAUUAAUUUCAUAAUGAUGUGGGGACCCUCAGGACUACUCAUUUGGAGCCUUGCCACCUAUGUAAGGAUAGUUCACAGUUCAUAUUUUAUACCAACUGUGCUGAUUGGCCCAAAGUUUAUGAAGAAGCCUUGAAACUUCUCAUUAGCUGUAAGUUGCUGCUCAAGCUUUUCAUGCAAGGCAAGAUGCUCAGUAUUUGUCAUUCUGGCUGGCAACUUCAUCAGGGACACAUGUUUUGGUCUUGAAGUAACUGAAGGUUAGUUUUAUGUAUUAUAAUGUAUUUUAUUAAGGAUAAACAGUACAAAAAUAUUUCAGUUGGUUUAUGGUGUUUUAAAGAAAUGUUGAAAGUAUAUGGAAUGUUGAGCUAAAAUACUUUCCAAUAUCUUGGUGAUGUAUUUGUGCAAAACAAUUUGCAUUGCACUUGUGAUGUAUUUUAUACUAGUGUUUUGCAUAACAUUUAUAAUUUUAAUAUUGUGUUUAGAUAUACUAGUGAAGGCGUUCUGAUGAAGCACCAGCCAUUUGAUUCAGCCCAUAGCUGGUAAUUAUGUGUAAUUUGGUAGUUUUAUCCAUAAUGCUAUUUUCAAUAAUUAUAAUAGCUGUCACUGGCCACAUGUAUAUUUAUUUAAUGUUUCUGUAAUGUUCCUUAAAUAGUAAGUUAUAUUUAUUUAAUGUUUAUGCAAUAUUUAAAGAUUACUUUGUAUUUAAAUGUUAUAAUCUGUGACACACGUACAUGUGCUAUAACAUAUUGCAGAAUUGAUCGCGAGUGUGUACCACUACAUCUGGCUGGAUUAAAUAAAGAACUCUGACCUA